This is a messenger RNA of Camelina sativa (false flax), 2245 nucleotides long. NCBI's taxonomy places the organism in Eukaryota, Viridiplantae, Streptophyta, Magnoliopsida, Brassicales, Brassicaceae. The record is from RefSeq and is a predicted model, not a curated record.
AAAAAAAAAAAUCCUUUUCUUUUGUCUCCCCCAACAAAAAAAAAAAAAGAAAAAAAAAGGAAGUUGCUAAUUUCUCACUUGCUUCCUGUAUCUCAAAGCAAUUAAGCGCCGGUGAAAGAAGCCGAAUUCAAACCAUAACCCGAGUUCGUCUCCUCCUCCUCAGAUUCUUCUUGACGAUUCAGUGUUGCUGCGCUUCUUUAUUUCUACAUUUUGCUUUUUUCGAUCUGAGAAUGUGCUGAUUUAUUAGAGUUGGUUUAUAGAUCGGGAUUUCAAUAAAAAAAAAAAUGGAGGAAGGUGGAUACGCGGCGUUUGAGGUUAACAAUGGAGGACGACCAACAGCGAGUGAGUUUGGUACGGCGGCGAGAUCUUCUUCGCCGUCAUUGGCUAUGUCUUCUUCUUUCCGCGAAGGAGGAAGUAGGGGUUUAUCACGGCGGAGGUCAAUGAAGCCGAGUUUUGACGCGGAUAAUGAGUUCAUUACUUUACUCCAUGGCUCAGAUCCGGUUAAAAUUGAGCUUAAUAGGCUUGAGAACGAUGUCAGAGAUAAAGAUCGGGAAUUGUCUGAAUCCCAAGCUGAGAUCAAAGCCUUGAGGUUGUCUGAACGGCAGAGAGAGAAGGCUGUUGAAGAGCUUACCGAAGAGUUGGGAAAGAUGUCGGCUGAACUCAAGCUGGCGAGACAUGAAAUCGUUAAACUUCAAGAUGAUAACAGAGCAUUGGACCGCCUAACUAAAUCGAAGGAAGCAGCUUUGCUUGAUGCUGAAAGAACCGUUCAGUCUGCUCUUGCCAAGGCUUCAAUGGUUGAUGACCUCCAAAAUAAAAACCAAGAGUUAAUGAAACAGAUAGAAAUUUGUCAGGAAGAGAACAGAAUUUUGGACAGAAUGCACAGACAAAAGGUGGCAGAAGUUGAAAAGUUUACCCAGACUGUGCGAGAGCUUGAAGAAGCUGUUCUUGCUGGUGGUGCAGCUGCAAAUGCUGUGAGGGAUUACCAGAGGAAAUUCCCAGAAAUGAAUGAAGAGAGGAGAGUCCUUGAUCGGGAACUGGCUCGUGCCAAAGUAAGUGCAAGCCGGGUUGCAACUGUAGUGGCAUAUGAGUGGAAAGAUGGUAGCGACAAAGUGAUGCCUGUGAAGCAAUGGCUCGAAGAACGAAGAUUUUUGCAGGGAGAAAUGCAACAACUACGUGACAAACUUGCCAUAUCUGAUCGAGCUGCAAAAUCUGAAGCUCAGCUGAAGGAGAAAUUUCAACUGCGGCUUAGAGUCUUAGAAGAGAGUUUAAGAGGGCCUCCAAGCGGUGGAAAUCGGUCGACACUUGAGGGAAGAAGUAUUAGCAACGGGCCGUCCCGAAGACAAUCCAUUGGCGGAGCUGAUAUUAUUCCAAAACUGACAUCGAAUGGAUUUUUCUCCAAGAGAACACCGAGUUCUCAGUUUAGAUCUUUGAAUGCUAGUACAAGUACAAUAUUGAAGCAUGCUAAAGGAACAUCCAGAUCAUUUGACGGAGGCAGCAGAUCUUUAGAUGGGAGUAAACUACUAACAAACGAACCCAGAUCGAAGUUUCCAGUGAACCAGUCUUCUGAAGGAAAAAGUGGAGACGAGUCACCUAAUUCAACAAAACAAGGAGAAUCGGACAAAGCAGCAGCGACAAAUAAUGAUAGUGUCCCAGGAGUAUUACAUGAUUUGCUUCAGAAGGAGGUGAUAACUUUAAGGAAAGCUUCUCACGAUAAAGAUCAAAGCCUUAGAGAUAAAGACGAAGCUAUUGAGAUGUUGGCGAAGAAGGUUGAAACACUAACAAAGGCUAUGGAAGUGGAAGCAAAGAAGAUGAGGAGAGAAGUAGCUGCAAUGGAGAAAGAGGUUUCCGCUAUGCGUGUGGAAAACAAAGGAUCAGAUAGUAGAACGAGACGCCCCUCUACUAACUCAAAAGGAGCUUCAACAACAGCACAGUUGCUUUCUGGAAGCAGAGGCUCAGGACGAAUGGGGAUGACGAGGAGUACCCAGUGAUCAAAGAAGUCGAUUCCACGAGCAAAAGAAUUUGAAUCUCAAUCAGUGGUUAAUAGAUUGAAGGAAUGAUAAAAGCAUACAAAUGUAGAAAUCCAAUAUGGGAAGGUUUGUGUGCUUCUCUAACAUAGUAAGAUUUCAAGGUAAAAAAAAAAAACAACGGAGAGAAACACUGAUUUCAGUUUUAUGGCUAACUUAUGUGCUGGUGAUGUUUAUUGGUUUUCUUAUAUAUAUAGAUAAAGAGUUAGGCUUGUGUUUUA